AAUCACUCACUUUGCUUUCCAUUUUGCCCCCUUAAAAAGUUCUCAAGUCUCCCCCUUGAAUCCAAUCUCUUCAAAGCUUGGUUCUCAGACAUUCAAACUCGUAAAUUUUGAGGUAAUCAAGAUAAAAUGAUUUUUAUUAGUUUAUAUAAAAUAAUACACAGUUUCUUAAUAAUAAAAAAUCUCAUUUGAUUUAGUUUUAUAUAUGUAUAUAUAUACACACACUAUCAUUCAUCAAGUGGGUUUUGCUCUCUCUUUUUCUUCUCCUUAAUUAUAUCCUUUUCUUCCUUGCAAUGAUCUGGAUCUGGGUGUGAAGGCAAACUUAAUUAAUCUGAUUUUCAGCUUUUAAUAGAUCUUUUUGGAGUUUUAAUUUUCAGUGUUGUUAAUUUGAUCAUGACUUUGGGUUCUUGUUGAAUUCUUGCAGAACUUAAAUUUGAAAAAAAAAAAAAGAAAAAAAAAAGACAUUUAAUCAGUAAAGUUGAAAAUAAAAUACACAAUUGUUUCCAUAUUAUGCUUUGGCUAAUCUCUGUUCAGCACACAACCAUGUUGGUUUAUGAAGAAAACCUAGCUUUCAACACGUAGAGCAGUGAUCGGAUCGAAGAGGUGGAAUUUAGCAAUGUCAGGGCUGGAAUCAGGUUCAGGUUCUCGGUAUGUUCAUCAGCUACUCGGACCAGAGCUUCAGCUGCAACCCCAACUGAGGGACACCAGGCACUCACCGGAGAAAGAAGGAACCGAUCAUGGCGAUACCACCACCAGUUCUGGUGGUGGAGAAAGAAGGCCUCGAGGUCGUCCAGCUGGCUCCAAGAAUAAACCUAAACCACCGAUCAUCGUCACUCGCGACAGUCCAAAUUCACUAAGAUCCCAUGUGCUUGAAAUAUCUUCUGGUUCGGACAUAGUUGACUCGGUAGCAAACUACGCACGGCGGCGCGGUAGGGGUGUUUGUGUGCUCAGUGGAACCGGGGCUGUCACUAAUGUCACAUUGCGGCAACCGGCUGCCCCAUCCGGGAGUGUCAUAACACUACAUGGACGGUUCGAGGUUUUAUCUUUAACCGGUACUUCUCUUCCACCACCGGCGCCUCCUGGAGCAGGUGGCUUGACUAUAUAUCUCGCCGGUGGCCAGGGCCAAGUGGUGGGAGGCAGCGUGGCGGGUCCAUUGAUGGCUUCGGGUCCGGUUGUAUUAAUGGCUGCAUCAUUUGCCAAUGCAGUUUAUGAUAGGUUACCUCUUGACAACCAAGAGGAAGAGCCAGCAGUUCAGCUUCAACCAGCAGCUUCACAGACAUCUGGAGUGACCGGCAGUGGUGGUGGAGGGCAGUUGGGUGAUGGAGGCAAUGGCACCACCAGCAACAGCGGCGGCGCUACUGGAACUGGCGGUGGUGGAGGUGUUCCUUUCUAUAAUUUGGGAAGCUAUCCUUUUCCAGGUGAUGUAUUCGGGUGGAGCGGUACUGCAACAAGGCCUACCUUCUAGCCUAAGUUUGGCACUCUCGGUAAGUUUGAGUUCUUUGUACAAAACAUUAAUUCUGACAUCAUAUUCUAUAUAUAUAUAUAUAUAUAUAUAUCUUCUUUUUUGUUUCCUUUUUGUGGGAAUUUUCUUUCUCCUUCAAAACAUGGUUAAUUUAUAUAUGAACAGUAGAGAUUUUAUGAAAGAAA
Messenger RNA from Gossypium arboreum, 1644 nucleotides. RefSeq names its product AT-hook motif nuclear-localized protein 25-like. Gene Ontology annotation, molecular function: DNA-binding transcription factor activity; minor groove of adenine-thymine-rich DNA binding. Gene Ontology annotation, biological process: vegetative to reproductive phase transition of meristem. The record is from RefSeq and is a predicted model, not a curated record. Bases 614 to 1462 code for a protein of 282 amino acids. Gene Ontology annotation, cellular component: nucleus. The transcript has 2 exons. Lineage: Eukaryota; Viridiplantae; Streptophyta; Magnoliopsida; Malvales; Malvaceae.